AUGGUACCACUAACUACGAACCCUGACGGUAAUUGCCUUUACAAUGCUGUUAAAGUAUUGAUGCCAAAUUUUGAGGCAAGCCCUGUUGAACUUCGAGUUCGAGCAAAUGUUGAAUUGGCAGUAAAAUUGAAAGAUUACCAGCAAACAUACCCACAUUGUACUGAUUUCAUUGAUCCAUUUCGUCAAUAUCAAAGAACAGAAAUAAUCUACGAUAAGAACUAUUCUACAUUAUGGGAGAUUUUAGCACUAUGCAAUAUUCUUCAAUGCUCGAUCCGAUCUGUUUAUCCAAAGAUUAGAGAAGAUGCUGAUGAUGCUGGAAUGUCAGAUCUUCUUAAUAAAACAUUUCAUCCUUUUUCAACAACUAAUUCAACAAAGUCAACAUCAACAAUCACUGUAAUGUGGACACAUACAGCUGAAGAGGAUACUGUACGUGCAGUUAAUUAUGGUAUGUGGGUACCAAAUCAUUUUGUUCCACUAGUUUAUCAUUAUGACACAAAAUCAUCGUUUACAAUUGAACGGCAUCCACCACCGAUACCUGCAAAACGCACUCGUUUUCAAAGUGAUAUUUUUUCUGGUGUCGUAAAAGAAGAUACUCAUGAACGAACAUUAAGAAUUAACAUUGAAGAUUUUAUUAAGAAAGAUGAGACUUUAAAAGACAAUACAAUGAUUGAAGACCUUGUUAGAAAAUCAUUAGAUAGUUUAAAAAAAGCUUCCCAAGUAUGUGACAAAGAAAUUUUACAGAACGAAGUUAAAAAGAAACUUCAUAAUUUAAUAUCACAUAAAAUUGCUUAUGCCAGAAAACAUCAUCAAACAAAAUCUACCAGCUGGCCACAAUAUUAUAUUGAAGUGAAGAUUCCAGUAGAACCAUUUGGCCAUUCUGUUAUGGUAAAUGAAGACGAAGCUGACACACUCAACUUUACUCCACACGCUACAUCAUCCUCAACAAUAACAAAAAAAGUAUCACCUCCAAUCCAAUUUUCAGGAGUACAGUUUCAUGGAAGACAUGAUAAAAAAUAUAUAGAAGUAAACUUUUGUGAUCUCAAUUUAUUAUCUCAAUCUCAACAACAAAAACAACAAUCCAACUUCUACGAUGAUAACCCUAAUUAUGAAGAUAAAAAUAUUGAAAUUAUUGGAAUAAACGAUGAUGGAUUUCGUGUUCAAAUUCCAACCUCAGUAAUUGCAGAUUGUGUUACAAAUUUUAGUGAAUUUUCAUCAGAAAAACUUGAUAUUCUGUCUGAUCAUAUCAAGAAUUUAUUGAAAUCAAAUUCUAUUGAUCCUAUACCGUCAGCUUUUGCUCCAAACUUCAGCCGGUCUGUGAAGAAAUGGUUGCAAGUUGAUAUUAAUAGAAUUACGCAAAAAGCACAAUUCAUCACGUUCUAUGUUCCACUCGUUCGAACCCAAACACUCAUACCUUCAUUCAAUACAAAUCUACGACCCCGUAUUCCAACCGUUCAUUUCAAUGCUGCAUCUUCUCCCUCUCCUUUAUCCCCACGUGUUUCAUCCUCUGAUGACAAUUUAAAAAUUAUUUACAAUCCAGCUACUACGCUUAUUGCAUAUCAAAGUAACUUUGAUCCACUUGAUCAUGACGACGCACAACAAAAAAGCACUGCAAAUGUAAAUGUCAGCAACAAACAGAAAACAGCUACAAAAACAGCAGGAGCUUCAACAUCAACUCUGAGAAAAUAUGUUAGUGAUUCCACCGAUUUUUCAGACUCAGAAAAUGAAAGUAAAUAUGAUGAAGACUAUUUAAGCAAUAAGGAAAGUUUGAUGAAACAACUAUCAAAUACAUUCGCAAAAAUGACAUUAAGUUGGAAAAUGCAAUUUUCAAUUACUAAUAGGGCUUAUGUUUCAUUAAUCGAACUUGCACGGAAGCUGGACCGAAGUUUGCUACAAUUUAAAGUUGUCAACAAGUUAAAACAAACAAUUCAAGCACAAAUUCCAUUACAAGAAUGCAAAUAUGGCUGGUAUCUACAUGUGUUUCAUGCUAUUCAGUUGUUAAUAAUUUCGAAUCCUGGUGUAAUCGAUACGAUCGAUUCCGAAAAUCCAACAUUAUGGUUUCGUGUUGCACAGGAUGGAACAUGGCUUGGAAAGUAUUGCAACUGUUUAAUCGUCACUCUAAGUUGGCUUGAUAUUGGUACUACUAGUCAACAGCCUCAUCAUAUGGUUAUACUUGGUAUUUUUCGGAUACCAAAAGAAACUCGAGAAGCAAGAAAUCUAACUCAGCAUUACUACAGUUUAGCAAAACAAGAGAAAGGGUAUAUGGAAAGACCACUCUAUGGAAGUUAUUUCGAAUAUAUCGAUCUGGUACCAGACAUACUUCAUAUGAAGCUAAGAAUUAUGGAUAUUUUAUUGAAACAUAUACUAUACGAAGCUUGCACUGUUCCACCUCCUGGUAAUAUAAGGAAACAACAACAACAACGCGAAAUUACGUUAAAACUUCUCAAACAACAUUCAAAGGAAACUAAAACUUACAUUAAAUUUGGACUAGAAAAACAAAAAAUCGUUAUAAUUGGUCCCAUAUCCGGUGAUAAGCAUGAUAUCUUUAUGCCAAAAUUACAGUUACAAAAAUUCAUAUGGAAUCAGCAAAGAGCACAAAUCAUAAUGAGUCUGAUACAAAAUUUUUAUCGUAUUUUGGAUUUGUUAAAAAAGGAAAAUGAUCCAAAUAAUCCAUUAGAAGUUAAACGUUUAUGUAAAGAAUGGGCGCAAACUUAUCGGAAUUUAUUCGGAAAAGACCAAGUAACUCCGUACGUGCAUUGUUGCGGUUGUCACAUCGCGGAAUUCCAUCGCGCAUAUGGAGAGCUUAAAAAACUUAGCCUUCAAGGUGUAGAGAAGAUAAACGAUAUGGUUACGAUUGAUUUUUUUCAUUCAACGAAUAAACAAGGAGUAUUGUUUAUAAAACAAAUUUUACAGAAAAAAAUACUUCAAACGCUUCUUACAUUAACAUUUGGAGUAAUGACACAUAUUUUUGAUACGUGGGCAAGUACCUAUUUUGAACCACGAGAUCCUGAUAAAGAUGAAGUUAUUGAAGAUUCCGGUGAUGAAGACGAAUCAUGGUAAAUAGAUAAUAGUUCAUCUUCUUUUAAACUUACUCUAUUCAAAAUUCAAACAGAACUGAUUACAGCUUGUCGCAUAUUAAUUACUUUUGUUUCAUUUUGUUUUUAGAUAUAUUACUGAAAUUUUCGUAUUUUUUAUUAAAGCAUUUUUAACAAAUUAGUUACUGGUUACAUUACAAAUUACAUGAGUACUGGUUUUUGAUUAAUCUACGAGAAAUAUGGCAAAAAUGUUGGAAGACCUGACCCAUCCAACCCGUCAACAACUUAUUCAUAAUAAAUCUGAAGGACAUAAAUCUAUUUUUGAGCUUAUUUUGCAAUCUGUCACUUUAUUGUCUGUUCAGGAAUACAGACAGAACAUUAGUAUCUGUAAUAACAGAGACAGAAAAUAACAUCAGUUCCAUAAACAUUGCUUAAACUUAAAACUCACUCAGUACUUGAUAGAAAAAUACAUUCGCUCGUAGACAUCAUUUUUGGAACUACACUCCGAAAACAAUAGCUAACAGCUGAUACAGCGUCAUCAAAAAAGAAAGCUCAUUAAGAAUUCCCAAGGAAGAAAUAUUCUUCCUUCAUUACUCUCACUAUUUUUACUAAACUCUUUCUGGAAGAAGUGAAAUUUGUAGUCAGGCACAUUACUCGAAAAGGCGAAAAUACGGAUAUGGAUGAAAUGUGAUUUUGAACAAUACACUUACCCUCAGUCUUGAUCUGCUUCUAUUAAAUGUGACGCUUUCGAAAGAGGAUUUUUUAUGUACAUAUCGUGCAGUUAUAGAGUAUAUUUGUACUUCACAACGAUUUUCAGAAGAACAAUAGUAUGUUUAUCUUUCUCUUUUCUUUGUUCUUUUUUUUUCUCUCUCUCUCUCUCUCUGACUUUCUGGUCUCGAAACAGACCUUGAUUAGUAGAGUGGUUGCUUUUAAUUAGAACAGAAAUACUCGACGAGCGUAGUAUUCUCUUCAUCUUGAUCUUAUUCUUGAACUUUUUCCAAAAAAGUUUUCACCAUUGUAUAGCUGAUAGUCUCAGGAAUCGAACAAAAAAAAAAUUUCAGUUUAUCAUUUAAAAUGAGGGAGUUCUUGCCCGUAUAAUACACUGCACUUCAUUUCUGUUCUUAUUAAAUACCGUAUUUAUUUAGAACAGACCGACCACUGAAUAUAUGCUUUUAAUUAGAACACGUCUAUUCAAAUACACGUGCUUUUUUUACGAAUGGAGAAAAAAAGUUUUUUUUGCUACCCGACCUACGGAAUUUUAGGAUACUUCUAAUAUAAAACUUGUUCAGAAUUCGAUGAGGAAUCGAAGCAUGUGCGUUUUUUUGAACACGGAUGUACCAUUCUUGAACUAUGAGAGCUCAAACUUUCAUCCUUUUUGCUCGAAUUAAAUACUGUAUUUAAUAAGAACAUUUCGUCUGUUCUGUGCUUUUAUUUAGAACACUCCCA
Molecule: messenger RNA, 4478 nt
Organism: Didymodactylos carnosus
Lineage: Eukaryota; Metazoa; Rotifera; Eurotatoria; Philodinida; Philodinidae
Source: the annotation of a GenBank genome assembly